AUGAGCUUCCUGAACGCAACGGCCACCAGCCUGCUGGCGGCGGACACCGACCUCCGCUACAACGACCUCCACUCCACGGCGGCCGUGAGCCUCGUCGACGACCUGGACGCGCUCCUCAGCACCCUGGCGGACGACGUGGAGACCACCGCCCAGGCGCUAACGGAGGGCGACUACCUGGACGACCUGGCGCCCUCCAACGAGACGGACGAAUGCACGAAGACCUACAGCAACAUUAGCACCGCGGCGCCCUCGCUCCUCAGGUUCAUCCUCUACGGCGUCCUGCUGACGACCAUCGGCCUCCUGGGCCUCGCCGGCAACCUCAUCUCCAUCACCAUCCUGUCCAGGCCCAAGAUGCGCUCAUCCAUCAACUGCUGCCUCAUCGGCCUCACGUCCUUCGACAUGAUCGUGACGACCACGUCGGUGCUGCUGUUCGGGCUGCCCGAGAUCAGCGAGUACACCUACACCAUGGUGUGGUACACGAGCGGCGUCUACCAGAGGGUCACGCCCUUCGUCUACCCGCUGGGUCUCAUCGCGCAGACGGGCUCCGUCUACCUGACGGUGACGGUGACGGUGGAGCGCUACGUGGCCGUCUGCCGGCCGCUGAGGGCGCGCUCGCUGUGCACGUACGGUCGCGCCAAGAUGUACGUGCUCUGCGUCGUGCUCUUCUCCGUGCUGUACAACCUGCCGCGCUUCUGGGAGGUGACGUACAAGGUGUGCGAGUUCGAGGACUUCUCCUUCGUGAUCGUGGUUCCGUCGAAGCUCCGCCAGAACGACUAUUACAAGCAGGUGUACAUCAUGUGGAUGUACCUCCUCAUCAUGUACCUCAUCCCGUUCCUCAGCCUCAUGAUCUUCAACACGUUUAUCUACAGGGAGGUCCGCGCCGCCAACCAGGAGCGGCAGCGGCUGAGUCGGCUGGAGAAGAAGGAGAUCGGGCUGGCGGUGAUGCUGCUGGUGGUGGUGACGGUGUUCUUCGUGUGCAACGUCCUCGCCUUCAUCAUCAACGUGCUCGAGCUCCUGGACAUCGCCAUCGACGAGCUGACCAUCUCGAGCAACCUGCUCGUCACCGUCAACUCGUCCGUCAACUUCAUCAUCUACUGCAUCUUCGGCCAGAAGUUCCGGAAGCUGUUCCUCAAGAUGUUCUGCUCGCGCAUCCUGGCGGCGUCGGCGGCGCGCGACACGGCCAUGGCCGAGUCGGGCGCCUUCGCCAACAACACGGUGUUCGGCGAGUCGCGCCUCCUCACCAACGGCCGCUCCACGCACACCUUCCGCCUCACGUCGUGGAACGGCUCGCACCAGGGCCGCCUCCUGCAGGGCCACGGCACGGCGCCCGGCGCCCACGCCAUGCCCUGCGCGUCCCCCUGGCGCCCCUCCAAGUACCCUGGCGCCACCUUCGACGACCCUUCGGCGCCUUCCACUAUUGCCACCUCGUCCUUCAACCACGCCAGGAGCCCCGACGGCAGCCGCGCCCUCCUCGCCUCCAAGCAACCGCUCUACCUCCAGACAGUGUACGAGUCAGCUGAGGAAAGGAAGGACGGCAGCUGACAGCAGCUGAAGGGGGCGACAGCAGUGAGUCACAUCAGCUGACC
This is a messenger RNA of Penaeus vannamei (Pacific white shrimp), 1586 nucleotides long. The record is from RefSeq and is a predicted model, not a curated record. NCBI's taxonomy places the organism in Eukaryota, Metazoa, Arthropoda, Malacostraca, Decapoda, Penaeidae.